Coregonus clupeaformis (lake whitefish) is the source of this 2489-nucleotide messenger RNA. RefSeq names its product endonuclease/exonuclease/phosphatase family domain-containing protein 1. The record is from RefSeq and is a predicted model, not a curated record. Gene Ontology annotation, molecular function: DNA binding; catalytic activity. Gene Ontology annotation, biological process: DNA repair. Bases 464 to 2140 code for a protein of 558 amino acids. The transcript has 7 exons. Lineage: Eukaryota; Metazoa; Chordata; Actinopteri; Salmoniformes; Salmonidae. Gene Ontology annotation, cellular component: plasma membrane.
CGAACAAGGUGCUGUAGCACCAGCACGCCACCGAGCAGUUCCUCUCGGCAAGCUGGCCGGUACCUGAAUAUUCAGCAAGGACGUAACACCAGUAGGCUUCAUGAUAAAAAUGGAGUUAGACAGAUAGCUAAACGACUAAAGAAUUGGACCUGCGAGGGUAACCGAGUCGAACUGAUGUUUCGUGCGUAACCCUUUCUUGUGCGUAUUUUCUAUAUUUGAAUCCCAAAAAAAUAAAUACGAUAAAACAUACUACGGCUCAUAUGUCUGUAAAUUAGUAAAAAAAACUGUCACGUCUACAACUGUCUUGCAUGCAGGGCAUAUCUGAACAGGAGUCGAUCAAUCACACUGUAGGCAAUUUUUCCACGUUGCGCGCCUGCUGCUGUGGUGCUGCUGCCUUUGCCGUUCGGUCCGGUCUAGACUGUUCCAAGCCCCGGUGGAUUGCCCUGCCAACUGAACCGCAGCCAUGGGAGGGAAUUUGGGGUGCCACCGCUCGAUCCCUAAAGACCCUACGGAUUUAAGCAACAGCAAGCGCAAGUUUAGCGCCGCGUGCAACUUCAGCCACAUCCUCGUGAACCAAGAGCGGUUGAAUAUCAACACCGCCACGGAGGAGGAGCUGAUGACUCUACCGGGAGUGAACCGCACGGUAGCGCAGAAUAUCGUGGAGUACCGGGACUGCAUUGCGGGGUUUAAAAAGGUAGAGGACUUGGCUCUCGUGAGCGGAAUCGGUGCUGGCAAACUGGAGAUCAUCAGACUGGAGAUAUGCGUCUCGAGCAGGACGAGUUCUUCCCAACACUCGCCGUCGUCUCUGCGUAAAGACUUCGAACCCCACCUGUCAUGCACAGGUAUGAACAUUAACACCGCCACACCGGCGCAGCUCAUGAGCAUCCGUGGCAUCACGGAUAAAAUAGCGAAGAACAUAGUAGAAUACCGGAUAGAAAACGGUCCGUUUAAAAGCAUCGAAGACUUGGUGAGGGUCAGUCACAUAAACUCUUCCCUAUUGGACAAAAUUCGCUUCCAAGUGUUUGUGGAGCGUUCCAGAACACCUUCCACCAAUACUAACGGGGGGUUGGCAUACACUACCAAGUCUCACCCGAGCCCCACAUCGUUCAGUCUCUGGAGUGAGGACAUGGAGCUUCCACCCUGGGGGCCGACUCGGAUCAUGUCUGUGCGGCCCAACGUGGAGCCGCCGUCGGGGAUGCGGGACGGGAAAGCGGUGGUCAGGGUGGCUACCUGGAACCUCCAGAACUGCUCCUGUGAAAAGGCCAACAACCCGGGCGUCAAAGAGGUCGUGUGUAUGACAUUGCUUGAAAACGACAUCAAGUUACUGGCAGUCCAAGACCUGGUAGAUCGGGAGGCCCUUGACAAGUUCUGUGUGGAACUGAACCAGGGCUCGUUGGACAGCGUGAGGAAGUGGAGAGGACCACGGGGAGUCUGGAAGAGUACCGUCUCUGAGAAACACACAGGACUGUCCAACGAGGGAGUCAGUUAUUCUGGGUUCCUGUGGGACAGCUCUUCUGGGAUCGACCUGAAAGAUGCUUCCGUCGUGGAGAGUCCUGUUGUCAACGGCAAUGGGAAACACCCCCACCCCCGGCCUUAUCUUGCCCACUUUUAUAUUGGAAAGUCUGAGCUGACGAUAGUCAAUAUCCACAUGAGAGCUCCGGCUGUGUCUGGGGCUGAGGAGUCCAACGGUAGGAACCACCACUCUGAGGAAGUCAAGGCCCACAGACAUACCUCUAGUAUCCAGGACGCACUGAAAGGUCAGAAGGGCCUGGUGGUGUUAGGGGACUUUGGCCUGCCCCCCCAGAGCAGUGAGUUGGACCAGCUGAGGAAGGAGAGGCUGAGCCCCCUGGUGCCCCCCAACAUGUUCACCAACAUCAGCACCCGCUCCCCCCAGGGCUCCCUCUGUCUGGACAACAUCUGGGUCAGCAAGUCACUGAAGAAGAUUUAUGCAGGUCACUGCCUGGUGGUGCGGGAGGGCCUGACCAACCCCUGGAUACCUGACAACUGGUCGUGGGGCGGGGUGGCGUCUGACCAUUGUCCUGUCAUGGCAGAGUUCUUCGUGGACGUUGCGCCGAAGGAGCUGAGAAACAGAGUUGCCGUGGUAGAGAGAGGAGAAAGUAUGUCGAAACACGAACGGUGACAGCCGCUUGCGGUCGCCAAGGACAUACAGAUGUGCCGUUGUGGAGGAAGAUUGUGACACGGUGUAGGUGACAUCAUGACAUGUCAAACUGACCUGACUUUGCCCUGGACUGGAUCCUGCUUUGGUCUGGUUUUUGCAGUGGAGCAAAGGGUGGAUUUACCUGACAAAUGUGAAUUGAAGCACAGAGAUUGCCUUUUAUCAAUGUACAGUAGAGACUAUCAUGACAUUGUUUUGGAGUAAAUCAUUUAAAAGAGGUGUGUGUGUAUGUAUGUGUAUGUUAUAGACAGACAUGAGUGUGCCAAAACAUUUAAAAAAUGUAUAUGAAAUAAAAGGAAAUUAAUAGACAUUC